Alosa alosa (allis shad) is the source of this 5576-nucleotide messenger RNA. It is a transcript of the gene gab2, whose product is annotated as GRB2-associated binding protein 2. The record is from RefSeq and is a predicted model, not a curated record. Lineage: Eukaryota; Metazoa; Chordata; Actinopteri; Clupeiformes; Clupeidae.
ACAGUCCGUCCCUUCAAUUCAGUGGGCGUGGUGUGAAUUGGAAAACAAACAGCAGACACCCUGCAUUACUUCCUACAUCUCCGCACUUCCCAGGCGGUCGCCGCUCGUUGGCUCUAAGUUAACCGUUUCUUAGUUAUUUGCUCUACGUGCGAGGACAGGGAACAGAGUUCCUGUUUGUGGACUUCAAGAGCACUCGGGACAUUGAGGGGCCAAUGGCACUUACCUCAGUCUGUCCGGCACAGCUUUUGCACUAGGACACUGAAUGGAGCGACAGACUGCACCAAAGUGCGCUCGACUCCGAUACUGCAUGUAUUGUGCGUACACGCACUAAAUGGGACGGAGGAUCUAGUGGGAUACGACCGUGCAGCUGUGAAUACUGUGUCCGGAAUCCGCUGGAACAGUUGCGACCAUGAGUGGCGGCGAAAUUAUUUGCCAAGGAUGGCUCAGAAAGUCACCACCAGAGAAGAAACUGCGGAGAUAUGCCUGGAAGAAGCGCUGGUUCAUCCUGCGCAGUGGACGCAUGAGCGGCGACCCCGAUGUGUUGGAGUACUACAAGAGUGAGAGUGCCAAGAAGCCCAUCCGCGUCAUCGACCUGCACUUCUGCGAACAGGUGGACGCCGGCCUCACCUUCAAGCGCAAGGACUUCCAGGACAGCUUUGUGUUUGACAUCAAGACAUCGGAGCGCACCUUCUACCUGGUGGCCGAGACUGAGGAGGAGAUGAGCCGCUGGGUGCGCUCAAUCUGCCAGCUCUGUGGCUUCAACCAGUCCGAUGAGAACCACGACGAGAGGUCGUCCUCUGCCCCCAUGCCUCGCUCCAUGGCCGGUGACCUCGGGGGCUCCCUGGCGCCUGGCGAGCGCAAGUCCGCUGGCCCUGUCCACUCCAGCCAGCCCAUGCUCUUCACCUUCGACAUGCCCGUCCGCCAUGGCCACGGCUCCCUGCCCAACUCCGCGCCCCAGGACUACCUCCUUCUGCACCAGUGCUUGAGCAGGAAGACGGAGGGCACUCGGAGUGCUAGCUUCUCCCAGGCGACGCGCAGCAGCCUGCUGAUGGGCAGCGACUCGGCCGUGCAGAAGCUCACCCACGGCUUCUCCCACUGCCUCAACGGCAUGGGCUCUCAGCUCCAGGGCUUCUACAGCCUCCCCAAGCCCAGCCGACAGAACCAGAACCAGCAGGCGGGGCCGCAGCAGGGCCAGGCCCUCCCGUCCUCCUCCAGGGCGGGCUCUCCGCGCGAGGCCUCCUCCUGCUACGUCCUCCCCAGGGGCUACAGCUCGGAGGGGUCGGCCCACCACGGCGGCCUGGGCUUCUCCGAGCUGGAGCUGGACGGUGCCGAGGAGGUGUACGCCUACAAGACGCCAUGCAACGCGCCGCUGACCAAUGACCGGGCGCUGCCGGACAACUACGACCGGCUGCCCACGCCGCCGGGCUCCUUCUACCAGACGCCGCGCGCCUUUGACAAGAACCACAACGCGCUGCCCUCCGGUUCGGGUACGGAGGCCGCCUCGGCUGGAGCUGGGCCCCCACCCAGGCCCCCCAAGCCCGGGGGCAGCCAGGGCUCGGACACACGCUGGGGGAGCCCGCAGUCGCUUGGGGGCCACAACGGAGAGAUGGCGGCCACCACUGUGUCGGUGAUUCCUCGGAGGAACACGCUGCCCGCGGUGGAGAACAUCAGGCUACAUCGAGGUUCUUCCUUUGAGACUAACAGUCACCAACGGCCCAUCUACUUCAAUAACUCAGGAGGCCAGUCCGUGGAAUCUGUCAAUGAUGGCUUCAGCUCCUAUCUGCGAGCGAAAGCGCCUCUAACGCGCUCCGACAGCGGCAACUCGGAGGACAACUACGUGCCUAUGAACCCCAGCUCGUCCCCGCUCAACGCCAGCCAGGCCGACAGCCCCAAGAACAUCUACAUCCCCAUGAGCCCUGGGCCGCACCACUUCGACUUCCCCGGGUUCUCGGCCACGCUGCCGGCCAGGAAGGGCAGCACGGCGUCCCUCUCCCACCGGCCGGGCCGCCUGAGCGACGUCACGCCGCCUCCCAUCAACCGCAACCUCAAGCCCAACAGGAAGAGUGAGUCGGGCACCUCAAAGCCAACACCUCUGGAUCUGAGGAGCAAUGGCAUCAUCGAUGAGCUGCCCUUCAAGAGUCCCGUCACCAUGUCCUGGACCAGACCAAUGCCUGCGAUGAACUCCAUGUCCUCUCAGCACUGUCGGCCCAUCUCCACUCAGAGCAUCACCAGCACUGAUUCCGCAGACAGUGAGGAGAACUACGUGGCCAUGCAAAACCCAGCAUCUACCUCACCAGCAGUGAGUGGUACCAGCAGUCCUGCCGCUAGGAAGUGUGGGAAUGUAGACUACCUGGCUCUGGACUUCCAGCCUGGGUCCCCCAGCCCACACCGAAAGCCCUCUACCUCCUCUGUCACAUCUGAUGAGAAGGUGGACUAUGUCCAGGUGGACAAAGAGAAGACCCAGGCACUCCAGAACACAAUGCAGGAGUGGACAGACGUCCGGCAGUCCACAGAACCCACCAAAGGGGUCAAGUCCUGACAGUAGCCCUGCGUGCACACCAGACCUGCAGAGCCGCGGGAUACAGCAUGCCUUCCCCCCACACCACUCCUCCUCCUCCUCCUCCUCCUCCUCCUCUUCCGACGACACCAUUUCACAAAAAAACACUGUUGCUGGGACAGCAGGAUCCAUGUGAGAGAGAAAGAGAGAGAGAGAGAGGAGAAGUUGGAGAAAUGAAAACAUCCAGGUUGAUGUUGAUGUUGACACAUAAACUGACUAGACUCAAAGCCAUAGCUAACAGUUCAAUGUUUUCUUCUUCCUUCCCCCUCUUCCUCAUCUUCUCGUUUCGUGUGGUUGGACACACUUUUGCAAAGGCCUCUGCACUAGAAGUCUGACAGCGAGGCAAGGGAACAGCACGAACAGUGAAUGAUGGACCAGUGCAAACGACCCUCAUCCCUUUUGGCCUGUCAAGAGCUGAGUUUGCCCUCAGCUUCCAUGAGCAUUUCUAAAGCAAAGAACCACUCUGCAAACGCAGCACACAGUCAAUACCACAGCCUCUGCAGAGGAAAGCGACACAUCAUGCCUGCAUUGGAGAAAUAUAUAUUUAUUCUAAAGCAUCAAUAAUAAUGACAGAAGCUUAGCUCAGCACAUCAUAUAGAGACCUCCUUUUCCCUGUGUCAAGGAGGUUUAUAUUGAUGGUGUGCCAGUCAAAUCGCAUUGCCAUUUGACAGAGCACAUUGAUCUGAAAAGGGUCGAGAGGCGAGUGUAAUUACUUUUGUCUCUGUUUUAUUGAACAUGUGACUCAGCAAGAAUGCCAAGAUACAUUCAUGUUUUGGUUUAAAGAACACUCGUCUAUUGGGUUUUCUCCACAGUCAGCCACUGUAGCUGAGCUUUGUAAAGCCUGGGCAAGAAGCGUGUCUCACCCAAGGGCUCCCAGUUUAGUUAUCCACAGCCUUACAGGUUACCCUAGCAACCGAAAAGUAAAACAACAACUCCAGCCUUAAGGUUGAGUCGCUCAGUUUGAAGCUUCAGCAAUAAUUCAGAAUGGCUGAUGUUUCUCCCAAAUCGACCCCUUAUUCAUACAAUAUCUGUACAGCUAGACUCAGUCUACAUCUUGAGCUCAGUUUAAGACCUUUAUGUCUGUGAGAGUGCAAGACGCACAAUGGUUUGUAGGUUUCAAUUGUGCCAUUCCUGUCAAUGUCAAUAAAUUCAGUCACCUGUUUAUAAACAACUCACCUCCCAGUUUGUUGGGAGCAGGUGGAUUUCUGGUUAAAUGAUGUCAUGCAGACAAACCAACUAAUGCCUAUCUAAUCUCCUACAGUGAACAGCUCGACCAUCUGGUUCACAGUGCCAUCCCAACAGUAUAUAAACCGCGUAUAAUGGCAAGCAUGCAGAGUCCCACCAGGAAAUGCAUCCAGCAUGAGUGUGUGCCAUUGCUCUCCUCUCGUGAAGCCAUGUAGAUAUAGUCUGAAUAAAUCUGUGGCAAAAUGGCUGUUAUAACAUGUGAUAUAUUCACUGUAAAAUUGCAAUUUAUUUCACAGGAGUCACGGGUAUAUGCAUUCCUUCUUAUUAUUUCCAUUUUUUUUUUGUUUUUGUUGAUGUUUUUUUCUUAACAUUCUGUCAGCCUGGAGUGAUUGGUGAUGGAGUCAGCGAGGAGUGAUAGCUGUAUGGGUCCAUGUGGAUAAACACAGCCAGCCGCUAAGGCUAAGAGAUUGUUUUGUCCACUGGAAAUCGCUUCAUGUGCCUUGCAGUGCAUUUUUUAAACAUCAUUGCCACUGCUACAGACACUAGAAUAUGGCAAAUUAAUGAAACAGACGUACUUCCUUAAGCCUCUGGCCCUCCCUGAAGUAUAAGGCCAGCCAACCUGGAUUUCUGUUUACUAUACAUUAAUGUGAUUACUGUGACUACAGCUGGUCAUUCAGAUGAUGCAAGAUAGGUCAUAGAGCUGUAAUGGAGAAGGUGAGGUGUGAAAUAUGACAUUACUUCUAGAAGUUCAAGCUCAAAUGCCCUUCAAUGGACUUUUAGAUGCCAACUUCUCCAACUUUGAGAUGUGUUACAGUCUUCAAGAGCUUUAGUCAGUGUUGUUCAAACAGACUAUUGAUUGCAAUCCAUUUCUGAAUUGUAGGAAUGUUGAAAAUCUUGAAAACCAGGGAAAUACAAUCCAAUAUGUUAUAUGGUAAUAAUAGUGAUAGUCUUAACUCAACUAAUUCAGUGUAAUUGCUAGCAAAGAUGACUCAAUUAGAUUUUAAUUUCGAUCAGAUCCAGUAGAUGAGAGUGGACUCGACCUUCCAAAUGGUUUAUAAUUAUCCAAUCAGGAUAGUCGAGUCGGUAGAGGAAUCAAUUGUUUUGAAGUUUAGCGACAUAUUGUAAGACAGUCAAUGAAUAUGAAGCAAACUCUGCUGAGCCAAAUAGAAACAUCUAUUAUCUCCAGGAUUGAUCAGCUGGGUGUUUUCAGAGAGUUCACCAUCACUACUGGUUCUAUGGCUAGCCCCCAGAAUACAGAAUAUGUAGUAGAAUUGCACUGAUGGACCUUUACAGACUGUAAUUUAUGAAAAACAGUGAGCGGGACUUAAGUAUUUUACUUAAUAUCCACUCUAAGAAUACCUUGGUAUGUAAUUUGUUGUUUCAAGAGAGUUCUUGUAAGUGAAUGAAUUGUGUAUGUGUUGUGUUAGGAUAUAUUGUAUGAUAUAGUGUGUUGAGACUGGCUGUCUUGGCAAGAUUUUAAGAAAAAAUCUGUUGCAAGCCUUUUACUGAAUUGACUUUUAAGCAGUGUACAUUUUUACCUGUUUUAUUGCUACUACUGUAAAGCAUUUCUAUCCAACUGUGGAUUGCUUGUGAAUUAAUUUAUUAAUUUAUGAUGUGUUUUGCCGUUUUCAAAAGUUUUGGGGAAAAAAACAAACAACAAAAUGUGGCUCUACUAACAUCAAUUUAUGCUAUGUGUCUUCUUUUUUCUUGUUGUUGUUGUGAAGCAAUAUGCCAAACAAUGCCAGUAUAAUGGUAUAAUGUGGUACCUUUGGGAUACACAUUUUGUUAUUCUAGUAUAAUAGAUUCAAAAUGUGGGCAAAAAUAAAAAAAAAAA